Eufriesea mexicana is the source of this 3474-nucleotide messenger RNA. It is a transcript of the gene Msh6, whose product is annotated as DNA mismatch repair protein Msh6. The transcript is spliced from 21 exons. Gene Ontology annotation, biological process: mismatch repair. The record is from RefSeq and is a predicted model, not a curated record. The coding region runs from base 73 to 3453 and encodes 1126 amino acids. Gene Ontology annotation, molecular function: ATP binding; mismatched DNA binding; ATP-dependent DNA damage sensor activity. NCBI's taxonomy places the organism in Eukaryota, Metazoa, Arthropoda, Insecta, Hymenoptera, Apidae. Gene Ontology annotation, cellular component: nucleus; MutSalpha complex.
AAGAAUAGUGAAUAUUCGGUACGAAAGGAAAAAUACAAAAAUUUGUAAUAUAAUUUUCAUUACUGUAACAUUAUGUCGAAGGUGAAUACAUUAUAUAAUUAUUUCACUUCACCUAAGACUCCUAAACAACCAAAUAAUGAUCGAACAUCAUCAGAAGAAAAACCUGCAACACCUAAGAGGACGAGAGAACAAAGGCAAAAAGCCAAGACUCCCAGCAAAGGGAAAGAAAAUAAAAAUGUCAAAGAUAAGAAAAGUAUUUUCAAAGAUGAUGAUGAUGAUGAUGAUGAAGACCAGGAAGAAUGUGAGCCAAUACAGCCAAAAAAGAGAAGAUUGAUUAUUCCUGAUGAAGAAUCUGGAGAAGAUUCUGGAGAUGAAUUUAAACCUGAGAAUGAAUCGGAAGGUUCUGAUUCAGGAUCUGAAGGAGUUAGUGAAAGUGAACCACCAACUGCAAGCGAAGAAGAAACUCCAGAGAAAAAAAUAAAGUUGACUACUACUCGUAAAAGGCAACAGAUACGUACAAGGAAGAAUUUCAAAGAAGAUAAAAAGGAAGCAAAAUCACAACAAAAUCAAGCCCAAAGUUCAAAUAGUGUUGUGGAAUCUUGGCCUCACUUAAAGUAUGAUUUCCUCCAACCAAAUAAAAUACGAGAUAUUAAUAGAAAACCGUCAAGUGAUCCAAAUUAUGAUCCUAAAACUGUCUAUGUUCCUUCAGAUUUCUUGAAUCAACAAACUCCAGCUAUGAGACAAUGGUGGGAACUAAAAAGUAAACAUUUUGAUUGUGUUCUUUUCUUUAAAGUAGGAAAAUUUUAUGAAUUGUAUCAUAUGGAUGCUGUACUUAGUGUCAGUGAACUCCAUCUUACAUAUAUGAAAGGAGAAUUUGCGCAUACGGGAUUUCCGGAAAUCGGAUACGGUCGUUUCUCUGCAAGUCUUAUAGAAAGAGGAUAUAAAGUAGCCAGAGUGGAGCAAACAGAAAAUCCAGAUAUGAUGGCGCAGCGUUGUAGUAAAAUGACUAGGCCAACAAAGUUUGAUAAGGUAGUUAAGAGAGAAAUUUGUCAGAUAAGCUCUAAAGGCACGAGGGUAUACACUUCACAGGACGUUGAAGCAUCUACGCCGAAUUCUAAUUAUUUGUUAUCAGUCGUUGAAAAAUGCCCCCCUGGUUCAAGCACAUCUCAUUAUGGGGUAUGCUUUUUAGACACUACAAUAGGGGACUUUUACCUCGGUCAGUUUGAAGACGAUCGAUGCAAUUCUAGAAUAUUAACUUUACUCGCGCAUUAUCCACCGGUUCAUGUUGUUUAUGAACGUGGUAGUCUAUCUCAAAAGACAUUACAAAUUUUAAACAACACUUUAGCAGCGUGUAUUAAAGAACCACUUUUGCGUGAAUCUCAGUUUUGGUCAUCUACAACCACAUUAAAAAAUCUUCAUGAAGGAGAAUACUUCAAAAAGUUGGAUUCUGAGUUCCAAUGGCCCGUAGGAUUACAACCAUAUCUUAAUCAAGGUGAUACUUUAGGUUUAACUCCUGCCGAUGAUAAAGAGUUAGCGGUACAUGCUUUAGGUGGAUGCGUAUAUUUACUCAAAGAAUAUUUUCUUGAACAGCAAUUAUUAGCCCAAGCACGUUUCAAAACAUAUGUUCCGCCAGAUUUUUCAACUGAAGCAUCUGCAGCCUCCAGAUUUGCAAAUAAUAUGGUUUUAGAUGCUAUCACUAUUAAUAAUUUAAGAAUUUUUGGGGAAGGUUCUCUUAUGAAAACAUUAGAUCGUUGUUGCACCGCAUUUGGAAAAAGGUUGUUACGUGAAUGGAUUUGCAGACCAUCUUGUCGUAAAAAUGUUAUAAUUGAUCGCCAUGAAGCUAUACAGGAAUUAAUGGAUCAUUCAUGCGAAGUACAAACUGCCCGUAGUAUAUUUGCAGGACUACCUGAUCUUGAAAGAUUAUUAAGCAAAAUCCAUGCUCAAGGAAAUCCGGCAAAGAUGAAUAAUCAUCCCGAUGGUAGAGCAAUUAUGUUUGAGGGUCACACGUAUUCAAAGAGAAAAAUUGUAGAUUUUAUUACCAUUUUGAACGGUUUUGAGGAUGUUUUAAAAAUAGUUGCUUCAUUCAAAGAUUUCAAUACUAUAUUAAUAAAUCAAUGUACCAAAGUAGAACCGGAUGGGGAAUUUCCUUCAUUAAGAGAGUCUUUAGAUUACUUCAAGACCGCGUUUGAUCAUGAAGACGCCAAAAGAGAAGGCUGUAUCGUUCCAAAGAAAGGAGUUGAUACUGAAUACGACGCUGUCUUAAUGGAACUGGCAGAGGUAAAGAAAGAUUCAGAACGGUAUCUUGAAAAACAAAGACAGCACUUCGGUGUGAAAGUUACGUUUCAUGGAUCAGAUAAGAAGCGUUACCAGAUCGAGAUUCCAGAGUCUCAAGUGAAGAAAGUUGGUCCUGGCUAUGAGCUUCAAUCGCAAAGGAAAGGAUACAAACGUUAUUACACGGCCGAAGCGAAGGAACUUUUAAGUCGACAAAUAAAUGCUGAAGAACUCAAAGCUAAAGUGUUGAAGGAUUUAAAUAGAAGAAUAUUUGCACAGUUUAGCGAGAAGUAUGACAUGUGGAAUACGGCAGUUUAUAAAUUGUCGGUCUUAGAUGUUCUUAUUUCUUUGGCGGAAUAUGCUCUCAGUGGCGAUAUGUGUAUACCGGAAAUUAGCGACGAUACAGAUGAAGGGAUAUUUAUUGAUAUUCGAGAUGGACGGCAUCCGUGUAUCAUCUCUGAUACUUUCAUACCAAAUGACACUCUAUUGGCAACUGAAGAUUCUGCCUCUUUCAUGAUUCUCACAGGACCGAAUAUGGGCGGUAAAUCAACAUUAAUGCGCCAAGUAGCUCUUAUCACCAUAAUGGCACAAAUUGGAAGUUAUGUCCCUGCAAGUUCUUGUCGCAUAACAUUAGUAGAUCGCAUUUUCACGAGACUGGGAGCAAAUGACGAUAUUUUGGCUGGCCAAAGUACCUUUUUGGUAGAACUAAGUGAAACUGCUACGAUUUUGCAGCACGCUACGCCUUACUCAUUAGUGUUGCUUGACGAAUUAGGUCGUGGUACUUCAACGUAUGACGGUACGGCAAUAGCUGCUGCAGUUGUAAAUGCGCUCACAAAGUUGAACUGUCGUACGUUAUUCUCGACGCAUUAUCACACUUUGGUAGAAGAUUACAAAAAUAAUAAGAAAAUUACAUUAGCCCAUAUGGCAUGCAUGGUAGAAAACGAGGAACAAGAUGAAGUAUCUCAGGAAACUGUAACAUUCUUAUAUAAACUUAGCGACGGUGCUUGUCCAAAAUCAUUCGGUUUCAAUGCUGCGCGAUUAGCUGGCAUCCCACCUGUAAUUACAAACAGAGCACAUGAAAUUUCAAAGAAACUGGAACAGGAAACAAAUCAAAGACAUCUCUUCACCACCCUAUGUAAAGCAAGUGGGGCAACCAUAAAGGAUCUCAUUGCAACAUUGUGAAAAUCAAAUAGAUGUUAAAUA